AAAUCUCACAUUUCACAGCUAAUGACUACCUUUUCCUUCUGUAAUAUUUUGCUUUAUUUGAAUCCACUUGUGAUCAUAUUUUCCGGCGGCCUAAGUCGAGGCUUAGGUAACUUGGGGAAGGCGAAGGACUGAACUAUAAGAUAUCUGCUCAGACAUUUCGCUCUUUUCACAAUCGGCUGAUCAUACUCAUUGUCGCCUCUUCAAGAACAUCUUUUUCUUUCACUCUUUUCUGGGUAGGGAUAAAGAUUCUCUUCCAAAGUUUCAAGCUGACCAUAGUAGAAAGAAAUAAUGCCGAAGAACGCCGGGUUCUUAGUCUGUCUGCUUAUAAUGGCCAUGGAUGUUGUUGCCGGUAUACUUGGCAUCGAGGCUGAAAUUGCCCAGAACAAGGUCAAACAUUUAAAAGUGUGGAUAUUCGAAUGCCGAGACCCGAGCUACCAGGCCUUUAAGCUGGGAUUGGCUGCCGCCGUACUCCUUGCCGUAGCUCAUGCAAUCGGGAAUUUGCUCGGAGGUUGCAUUUGCAUCUGGUCCAAGAAAGAUUUGGAUAACACCUCUGCCAACAAGCAACUAGCCGUAGCAUCCCUCAUCUUCUCUUGGAUAAUCUUGGCUGUUGCAUUCUCGAUGCUGAUCGUUGGGGCAAUAUCCAACUCCAAAUCGAGGAGAUCAUGUGGGAUAUCACACCAUCGACUUCUAUCAAUCGGUGGAAUAUUAUGCUUCAUCCAUGGAUUGUUCACGAUUGCUUAUUACGUAUCAGCCAGGGCUACGCGGAAAGAAGCCGAUGCAGGUGCGGCUCGUCAGCACGGUGGCCACGCUUAGGACUAACACAUGAUCUGCAAUUAGUUCGGGCAAGAAAUUACAUAUCCACAUUUCUUUUUCUUUUUCAAGAUUCAUUAUGAUUAAUUAGUUGGAUAAACGGUCGAAUUAUAGGGGAGAUUAAUUAGUAGGUACUGCUGAGGGCUUCAUGUCUAAUUAUUGAUGCUAUGGAUUGUUAAUUAAUUUGUGCUUACAUUUUGUUCAGAUUUUUAUAACAUGAACCACUUUUGGAAUCA
This is a messenger RNA of Punica granatum (pomegranate), 1046 nucleotides long. NCBI's taxonomy places the organism in Eukaryota, Viridiplantae, Streptophyta, Magnoliopsida, Myrtales, Lythraceae. The record is from RefSeq and is a predicted model, not a curated record.